This is a messenger RNA of Talpa occidentalis (Iberian mole), 1247 nucleotides long. Its product is annotated as cytochrome c oxidase subunit 7A2, mitochondrial. Gene Ontology annotation, biological process: mitochondrial electron transport, cytochrome c to oxygen; regulation of oxidative phosphorylation; mitochondrial respirasome assembly. The coding region runs from base 730 to 981 and encodes 83 amino acids. Lineage: Eukaryota; Metazoa; Chordata; Mammalia; Eulipotyphla; Talpidae. The transcript has 8 exons. The record is from RefSeq and is a predicted model, not a curated record.
CAGUCCUAUUCAACUUAGCUUUUUGAAUGCCGAUGUCUGUAUUUAACAUUCAGAAAUUUGCUUCAGCAUUGGAAAUACCUCAAGCUGUUUUUUAUGUUGCAGUUACUAUUUUAGGUGCUGGGAUACAGCAUUAACAAAACAGUUUAAAGCAGAGUCUCUAACUUAAGUCCUUGAAAGAGUCAUUUUGUGUGGAUGAUACUGAACAGAAGAGUCCUUCGAAGCAGGGAUAUCAAUUGUAAAGGCUUUUGCAAUAAUACAAGCAUGAGUCCUCCGACCCAGAAAACGAGAGAACAGCUUCCACAAUCUUGGGAGACUGUGGAAAUGCUUUUCGAAUGAGAAAUUCUGCAGCAUCCACGGGCACAAGAUAAAAAUCAGUAUCCCCGAAGCAGCUCUUUACAGCAUGUUCUCAGCACAAGGAACAAUAACGCCCUCAUAACAGAUUCUCCGUUGGAAAAAAAAUCCUUAGCUCCCAGAGCCUAAAGGUAUGAAUGGCAUCAAACAAGUCAAGAACGAGAGCCAGGAAGAGAAACCCCCAACUGGCUAGAGCGACCAGAGGCCGCGGGCCGCUCGCCUUUCUCUGUGGUCACGGGCACAACCCCCCCCCUCCGCCUGGUAACGUUCAGGUUCCCUGACGCAUGCGCGAGGCCAGACGGUAGUUCCGGUUCCGGCGUGGAGAAUUUAGUUCCUGGCAUUCAGUUGGCGCGGUUGGUGGACAGUAACUGAGCCAAGAUGCUGCGAAAUCUGCUGGCUCUUCGUCAGAUUACCCAGAGGACCAUAAGUACUGCUUCAUGCAGACAGUUACAAAAUAAAGUUCCAGAGAAACAAAAGCUGUUUCAGGAGGAAAAUGGAAUUCCAGUGCAUCUAAAGGGUGGGGUAGCUGAUGCCCUCCUGUAUAGGGCCACCAUGAUUCUAACAGUUGGUGGAGCAGGAUAUGCCAUAUAUCAACUGGUUAUGGCUUCAUUUCCCAAGAAGCAAGAUUGAGUUCAAUUUGUCAUCCCAGCAAUCAGCCGGUUCAGUGGACCAGUAAUCCGAUAAAUAAUCUGAGUUGUUUGGGGAUCAAUAUUUAUUGACUUGUACUGCUGUCAAUAAAGCAGUCUUUACCGUGUUUUGUGUUAUUUUAUCACGUUAGGGUAAAUUAUACCAGUAAAUUCAGGUUUUGAUUGGCCUUAAUGAAUUUUAGGUAUGGAACAAAAAUGAUUCUUUUGUCAAUAAGGUUGAAUAAAGUACCAUUGUGAUUUUUUUCAAGU